Messenger RNA from Ambispora gerdemannii, 1063 nucleotides. NCBI's taxonomy places the organism in Eukaryota, Fungi, Glomeromycota, Glomeromycetes, Archaeosporales, Ambisporaceae. The record is from the annotation of a GenBank genome assembly.
AUGACAACAGCUACAUCAUCUAGAGGCCCAGGUUUCGCUUUAACAGAAGAGCAACGUAAUAUUCAAGAGCUGGCUCAUAACUUUACAAAAGAAGAAAUUAUCCCAAAAGCAGCCCACCAUGACCAAACAGGCGAAUAUCCAGUAGAGAUAAUAAAAAAGGCUUGGGAGCUUGGGCUUGUUAAUACACACAUUCCUCAAGAGUUUGGUGGGCUAGGUUUAGGUGUCUUUGACUCGAAUUUGAUAACUGAAGAGUUGGCAUGGGGCUGUACCGGUAUACAAACAGCCAUUGAAGCGAACCAACUGGCUGAAGCACCGCUUGUUGUAGCGGGAAAUCAAACACAAAAUAAAAAAUAUCUUGGUCGAAUGACUGAAGAACCUUUAAUGGCGGCAUACUGCGUCACGGAACCAGGUGCUGGCUCUGACGUUGCAGGAAUCCAAACUAAAGCCGAGAAACAGGGUGAUAAAUGGAUAAUUAAUGGACAAAAAAUGUGGAUUACUAAUGGUGGAAAGGCAAAUUGGUAUUUCGUGUUAGCCAAAACAGAUCCAACAGCAAAGCCUGGUUCUGCAUUCACCGGAUUUAUUGUAGAUGCCGAUACACCUGGAGUUACUCCCGGUAGAAAAGAAAUUAACCUUGGACAACGAGCUAGUGAUACGCGAGGAAUUUCAUUCGAGAAUGUUGUUGUACCAGAGGAAAAUGUACUUGGUUCUCCUGGUAAAGGUUUUCAAAUUGCAAUGGGAGCCUUUGACAUUACUCGUCCACUCGUAGCCGCCGGCGCGGUUGGUCUGGCUCGUCGUGCUUUAGAGGAGGCAACAAAUUAUUCAUUAGAACGAAAAACAAUGGGCAAAUUAAUAUCUCAACACCAAGCCGUGGCAUUUAUGUUGGCUGAUGGUGCCAUUGGCUUAGAAGCAGCGCGAAAUGUGGUUUGGAAGGCUUGUUGGCUUCGCGAUCAAAACGAAAGAAACACGUAUUACGCUUCUAUAGCCAAAGCGCUUGCAUCUGAUGUUGCAGUCAACAAUGCAAGUAUGGCAGUUCAAGUUUUUGGUGGAAAUGGAUUUAAUACGG